UUGUUGUAACAGAACCAGACACAAUUAAAAGAACUAUUGCCGGUCAGGGGUAGAUGCAAUAAGAGCUAGGUGUUGGGUCCUUCCAGACCCUUGGGGCACCCGUCAGCCUCCUUGGCUGCCCGUUGUGAAGGGACCCUGUCCUAGCAGUUGAAGACUCGGGUGUUUAAUAGGGCUCACAGACCACUCAUUGCUCUGGCCACCGGCUGAUACGCCCCUUGUUCCCUUCUCUGGCACUUUGGCCUUCCCCUUAUUGUUCUUGUCCGUCCUUCCUUCCCUGCCCAUGACCACAACAGAGGGGCUGUCUGGUGACACCCCUGCCCAUCCUUCCCCACCCCUCCCCAUAUCUAAAAACAACAACUCUUCUGAGGCUGCCAGGCCCCCUGUCAUUACGGAGGAGAUGGCAGACAUGGACGGAGACCUCGGGUCCUCGAUUGUUCCUGCCACGGCAUCUCCAGUCACCAUUAAGGAGGCCCCCCUGAUGCAGAGGCAGCCUCUGACCUUGGGCCUGAUCCUUCCUCCUGCGCAGUCUUAGGAGUGUCCAGCUGGCAUCGUAAGUGAUCUGCAGUAAGAGGAACUGAGCCGUUGCCGAAGGCUGCCAUGACUGAUAAAAAGGAAAUUGAACACCUGAAGGCCAUCGCUGAGACAGGAAACAUCACAGAAGCUGCUGCUAAACUGCAGGAGAAGCUGGAGUCAUUGGAUGACACCCCACUAGACAUCGCCAUCACGGGAGAGUCGGGGUCAGGGAAGUCAUCCUUUGUCAAUGCCAUCCUGGGCCUGCGUGAUGAUGAUGAAGGUGCUGCAGCGACGGGGGUGACAGAAACAACGAUCGAGCCAAAGGCUUAUUCACACCCCACUCUGCCAAAUGUAAAAAUCUGGGACCUGCCAGGAAUCGGGACCCCCGAUUUUCAGGCAGACAAUUACCUCAAGCAGGUAAAUUUCAACAGCUACGACUUCUUCAUCAUCAUCGCCUCACAGCGCUUCAUUUCCCACCACGCCUCCCUGGCCCGUGAGAUUCACAAGAUGGGCAAGAAGUUUUAUUAUGUGCGCUCCAAAGUGGAUAAUGACUUGAAGGCUGAAGAAAGGAAAAGGAAUUUCAACAAGGAGAGAACUCUGUAUAUGAUCAGGGAGAAUUGCAAAGAAAACCUGAAAGCGUUGGGUGAAGCCCCCCGAUGGGUUUUCCUGAUCUCCAGCUGGGAACUGGCUGACUAUGAUUUCCAGUUCCUGCAGGAGACACUGGAGAAUGAGCUGGAUGCUCAGAAGAGACACGUAUUCAUCCUGGCCAUGCCCAACAUCUCGGCAAAGAUUGUGGAAAAGAAAAAAGCUGAACUGCAGGAGCUUAUCUGGGAAGCAGCCCUGGUGUCGUGUGUUAUGGGUGCUCUUCCUAUUCCAGGCCUUUCUCUCGUCUGUGAUGUAGUCAUCUUGAUGUCUCGCAUGAAGCAUUUCUGCAAGUACUUAGGCUUGGAUGAGGAAUCUCUCAGCAAACUGGCCAGUCAGGUUGACAAACCCGUUGAAGAACUGAAAUCGGUCAUCCAAAAGUCUCCACUGGCCUCAACCGUAACAAAAGACUUUGUAAUGACUCUGCUUUCUAGAUCUACAGCUGGAGGCCUGAUGGCAGUUGAACUUCUUCUGGAUUUUGUACCAGUCCUUGGCUCCCUGGCAGGUGGAGCACUAUCUCUUGGGACCACACGCUACAUGCUGAAGAGCUUUCUGGAUGAUGCUGCGGAAGAUGCUAAGAAAGUUCUAACCAAGUUCCUUGAACUGAAAGCUGAAAAAGUUGCACAGCAGUAACAAAGCGACCUACACGUGUACAAAGAAAACCCUCCGUGCCCAGCCCAGCCCUCUCAACCUCUAGAAGUGGGUGAGAACAACAAAACCAACAGACACAAAACUGCACCUGAAUCCAACAAACAGCAGAGACAACGACCGAGUCAGAUCACACAGGAUACUGGUGAAUCAAAAGCUUGUCCCUUCCCUUGCAAUAUCUCCAGGGGCUCACAGCUGAGAGUGAUAGGAAGGGGAAGAGCAAGAAGCAACCUGGUGUGAGCCCUGGGGGGAGGCAUCACUUCCCUGCCCUCCUGAACUCCCACACCCCUGACCUGAGUGCCCCACAGCCCCUUCCUCCAGCACGGACUCCUGAAACCCCACAGCCGUAUGCCUGCCCUGAGCCCCCCACAAUCCCAGGCCCCAGCCCAGACUCCAGCACCCCUUCACCUCCGCCCCUCCUCACCCUCCAACCCUGACUCCUGCGCACCCCACAUUCCCACCGCCUACUGUGAGCCGCCCCCACACUCCAACCCCCUGCCCUGAGAACCUCCUCACCCCAACCCUGAAUUCUGCACCCCCAUCCACUAACCACAUACCUUGAGAGCCUCCCCACCCCAGACCUGACUCCUGUAACCCCCACUCCUCCUGGCCCUGGCUCUGAGCCCAACCCUGAUUCUUGCAUCCCCUGGAUCCUGCAGCCCCCUGUCCUGAACCCCUCCUCCCCCCAGUCCUGACUCCUGCACAUCCCUGACCCCCAGACCCAGGCCCUGACACCAGAACCCCACUGUAGAGAGACUCCUAUGCAACUUUCAACCCUGACUCCAGCACCUCCCAGCCCUCUGCCCUGAGCCCCUGCCGUCUCCUAGCCCUGUCUCCUGCACCCCAGGCCUUCAUUACCUGAGCCCCUCUUCACCCCCAUCCUAACACCUGAACCCUCCACAACCUCUGCCCUGAGCCCCUCCUCACCCCUAUCCCUGUUGCAUCCCCACACCCCCAGCCUCUGGCCUUGAGCACCCCCUAACCCCAUCUGUGAUUCCUGUAUACACACACACACACACACACACACACACUGAGCAGCCCCUGGCCAUGAGCUCCUCUUUGCCCACCAACCCUGACUCCUUCACCCCACCCCCACACAACACUCUGUCCUGAGCCCAUCCUCACUCCCCCAACCCUGACUUCUGCAGGGCUCCCAUCACUGAGGGGGGUGUGGUGGGAUAUGACCCCUGCUGCCAUCCCACACCAGCCCACCCCCAGUAACCCUUAAAGAACUGCUCCAGAGGAUGCAGUCUCAAUGAGGGCAGAGAGCAGAGCAUUGUGGGAAGGGGCAGAGCUUGGGGACAUCCUCCUGGGAUGCUGGGAGUCCUAGGUUGUAUUGCAAAAGUGCUCAGGCUGUAGUUGGUCUCCAGGCCAUGACUUUGCGCCCCAUGGUGAGGUUGCUGUUUACAGUGGUGCAGAGGGGGGAUCCAUCACGGUAGGGUGUCCACCUUUGUGAGUGUCCCCAGCGAGACUGGGAACCAAGGGCUAACCUGCUUGUUUGCAUUUAAGUAUCUUUUCCUGUAGGUUUUUGUUUCCUUCUGGCUAUUAUAAUAGGCUACAUAUGAAAGUAGUUUUGCAGUUAGGCUGUAACGCAAGGGACCUGCAGGCCACGUCCUGUAUGUCAAGCUAAGGCAAAGUUAGCCAACCUACGUGUGGGACACUUUCUCUCUGGGUGAAAGUCAGGCUACAUCUAGACUGCAGCCUUCUUGUGCAAGGAGUUUUUUUCAGAAGAGAUCUUCCACACAAACUUCUUGUGCAAGAGAGUGUCCACAUGGCAAAAAUGCAUCGGAAAAGCAAUGUGCUUUUGCACAACAGAGCAUCCAGACUCUCGCAAGUAAGCAGUGAUGGCUUUGGACAGAAUAGCCAUGAGACUACCUGUGCCUUUUCCUCUUCCCUCUUCAUGCACAAAAACUUCUCUUUCCAUCCACACACGCGUCUUUGUGCAAGAGUUCUUGAUUAGAAAGGCAUUCUUCCUCGUAGAAUGAGUAUUAACAAUUGCACAAACCCCCCUCUGGAUUCUUUCACUUACUCAACCAAAAACAUGCUUGAGGUGUGGACUCUGCAAGGUUUUGUGGAAAAGCUCUGUAGUAUAGACAUAGUCUGGGUGUGCACAUUCAGGAUCUUACAGCACAAUAGAGCGACUUUCAGUGGCAUAGGGGCAUCCAAGAAUACUCUCUCACUCAGCUGGAACACCACCUCUUGGAGAAACCCGCAAUCACCAGGUAGAAUAGAGCCAGUAACUGCGCCAGGCAGAAAGAACUGAUGUGGUAUGUAAGCACGGAAGGGGCUAUGGUAACACAUGGACAUACAGGAGAAGAAAUGGGGGUCAAUGGUAGACUGACCGAUAAGAAGCGACAGGAAUAUGGAGUAAGGGAAACAUCGGCUCCUGAAUAUGCAUCGAGCAGAACAACGUCAGUGCACCGGAUGAUCAAAGUGGCACCCCAACCUAAAGGCGGUAGGAAGAGAAGUGGUCCGGGGCAGUGCCAGAAUGAUGGCCCCUGAUGGUGAGGGGAGGGUGAUAGAGGCAAAUGAGGGUUAACACCUCAACUUGCUCUAGAAGGAAUGGGGUGGGUAUAAGGCUCUGUAGAUGUACAGUCCCUCUCUAUCUUGUGGUGUUCAAGUGUUUGUGACUGGGCCCCAUGUAUUAAUAAAUUCUAUUUGCAAAUA
Pelodiscus sinensis (Chinese soft-shelled turtle) is the source of this 4470-nucleotide messenger RNA. The record is from RefSeq and is a predicted model, not a curated record. Lineage: Eukaryota; Metazoa; Chordata; Testudines; Trionychidae.